AUGGCCCAGAAGUGGCUCUGCAGUACUGGGAGAUACAUGGAUGGGCAUCCGGAGCAUUUGGUCACAUGGGCAGCUGAUUUCCUUGUACCCAUCGUUGAUAUCGUUCUAGCAUUGAUCCUUGAUGCUUCGCUGCGACUCGUUCCAGGUGAAGAAAAUGCAUGUGAUUGGAGAGACGAGGAGGGAAAAAAAAGUUUGUCAAAAAACAAGGCAAUCAAUUCUCGGCAUCGGUAUUACACGCAACUCUUCGGAGGAGCCGCCUCCCUUGCAGCUGAGCCUCGUCACCAAUCGCGGUACAUGCAUUCUUUGGAUUUUCCAAACCUUGAAACGUUCCAUCCCGGCAAUUACUCGUAUCCGGCACUCAGCUGCUGCCGAUGUAAGGAUUCUUCUCCUAACAAUUCCAUCCAUCGCGCCUCAAUCAAGCUUUUAGAUCAAUUUAUCACUUGGAUGUACCGACUGGUGCCACACCACCGCCAGAUGCACGCAAAAACCGCUUGCGGCUACUGCAACGAGCCAAAAAGAAGGUCAGCUGCACGCACAACAUUUGCAUCGACAGGGAUCGUCAAGCGCUGGCCCAGUCCGAAGGCCCCGUUUCAGUAUGUGGCGCAUCUCGCCCGCAUUGCUCUGCCACCGACUCCAUCCGCAACAGCCCGCCAGAACGCUGCCAGAAGUCCUGGAGAGGCCUGA
Messenger RNA from Trichoderma harzianum CBS 226.95, 684 nucleotides. RefSeq lists its product as hypothetical. The transcript is spliced from 3 exons. The coding region runs from base 1 to 684 and encodes 227 amino acids. The record is from RefSeq and is a predicted model, not a curated record. Lineage: Eukaryota; Fungi; Ascomycota; Sordariomycetes; Hypocreales; Hypocreaceae.